CCAGCAUCUUCUGCCAACUGUCUCCUUCCCGAAUAUCACCCAGGAUUCCAGGCGAGAGUGUCGAUUACAGCAAAUCCCAAGAACCAUGUGCCUCAACUACACAGUUUAUCGAUCGCUGAGCGAGAGUCAGCCUCGGGAAUCCAACCACGAGUAUUAAACUUUGUAUUGUAAUUAACAUGUUGUUUGUUCAUGAUUUUUAUCCAUAAACCCAAGCGCCUCGACUACACAGUUUAUCCAUCACUGAGCGAGAGUCAGCCUCGGGAAUCCAACCGGUAACGGGACUGUUGGGGAACCCUCACUAUGAGCGACACAGAGCAGAAGUACUACCUUGACAAAGAGCUGGAUCCUUGUCUUCACUUUGACACGUACUUAGGGUCUGAAAUUACCAGUGCUAAGAAGGAGAUGCUGGAAGAUCCCCUGAGCUUUCUCUAUAAAUUAUUCUCAUCGGGUUCUGUGAAGGGAGAAACACUGAUAAAUAUUUCCAUUAGCGCCGACGUGUCUAAAACCUUUGUCGCCGCCGAUUUCUUCAAACAUAUCGUAUUAUUGGAAUCUUCAGACUCCUCUAUGAAAGCCAUAGAGAGCUGGAUCCGAAACGAGCCCGGAGCUGAGGAUCAAUCCUACGCCGCAGAGUUUGUUUGCUCACUUAAAGGGCAAAGUACUGGGAGUAAGGAGCAAGAAGAAAAGGCCAGAAGGGCAAUCAAACAUGUGGUAAAAUGGGACCUCACCGAGGAGAACCCACUGGGCGCAGUUGAGUUGCCCCAAGCAGAUUGUAUAGUCACUGUUUAUCACAUGGAGGCCAUUUGCAAAGAUAACGAUAUGUAUAUUAACGUUCUAAAGAAAUUGUUAUCCCACCUGAAGAUUGGAGGUCACCUGGUCAUGAUGGCAGGGAUCAACAUGACUUAUUACAUGGUCGGCCAAUACAAGUUUGCUGCACUAAACCACAAUGAAGAGUUUAUGCAAAAGGCUGUGACCGAAGCCGGUUGCACCGUUGUGAGCGCUGAAACUCACAUAAGGAAAUUUGAAUCCCCUUUGAUCGAUUAUGAAUCAAUUGCCUACUUAGUGUGCCGUAAAGACCGAGUGGUUUAACCGGUCACAUUCACCCUCAAUUGCAAUAAUGAUUCUAUCAUUAAUAUUGCAUUAAAUUUGAAUGAUUAUAUCUACUCUUAGAUUAGUGCUGCUUAUAUAUAUAAUAUUUCCGAAUCUCAUCGUCUCAAUGGUGAUACCAUCAUCAAAAUAGAAAAAAAUCACUUUAUUGAUUACUUCCUGUUACACAAGGAAGUUUCUCUACUUCCUGUCUGAAAAAUGCAACACUUCCUUUUUGUUCUACGGCAAGGAUUCUUGCUCAUAAGUAGCAUCUUCUAAUGUGUGGUGUGAUUGAUCAGAUUGACAGAUAUCAUUUAUUGAACAAAUUAAACCAAUCAGAAGGCUUAUUGUUUCUGCUGUUUAAUCUUUAUUACAGCCUUUAGCUCUAUAUAUAUUGAUAUCUAUUUACUUAAGAAGUUGUGGCUGGCUUUGAUACAUCCCUAAGGCAUUUUCUUAACACUCUAUAUGAAAAAGCAAUAUUAGAGAAAAGGCUCAUACUCUGUACCAUUGAUGUGAAAGAUCUAUAUAGCUCCAUUCCAGGGGUUCUGAGUGUAUGAGAGAAUAAUUAAGUGCAUUUUAAUUUGAUUCCAAAUAAAUAAAUUGAUAUUUAUGCCCUGAG
This is a messenger RNA of Xenopus tropicalis (tropical clawed frog), 1702 nucleotides long. RefSeq lists its product as uncharacterized. Bases 301 to 1086 code for a protein of 261 amino acids. The transcript has 5 exons. Gene Ontology annotation, molecular function: S-adenosylmethionine-dependent methyltransferase activity; methyltransferase activity. Gene Ontology annotation, biological process: S-adenosylmethionine metabolic process. The record is from RefSeq and is a predicted model, not a curated record. NCBI's taxonomy places the organism in Eukaryota, Metazoa, Chordata, Amphibia, Anura, Pipidae.